AAGAACAACAAUUCGAUAAUAGACUUGACUCAACACUACCGCCAAGCACAUUUUUCUGUGCUAUAUCUACUUAAGCCUAUCCAAAAUUGGAUCGUGAAAUGUACGAGCUAAAAACCUUGUUACCACAAUUUGAUAUUAAACUGCCUAACUGUAUGUACGAAUUGAGGAAUGUCAGCAUCUCCGCUGGUGCUGCACCAUGUCCCGAAGCCCAUAAAAUUCAAUGCAAUGGCGCAGCGAAGAGUGAAAGCAACAAUUCAAAAUCGGUUACCUGUGCACUUGAUUUGGAAAUUUUAGGCAAACAAAUACAACAUUUGCUAAAGAACGAAGACACGGCAGCAGUUUUGCAGCGCCAAGAAAAGGUGUUGAAACAGCUGGAAGAGUUGAAAGCACAAUUGGCCCAAAUACGCGAAGGCUUGAAUAUCAAAGUUUGCGGCAAGAGCGUGCAGCACACGACAGCCUGUCAUAACGGUGGACUAAAGGAGGUACCACUGCAUGAUGUCGUCGUUAAUGGCCAUCCCAACUUUAUCCCAUAUGCAUUGCUGGCAUUGAAGAACGCUUGGCGGAAUUUAUACACGAUUGAUGUGAAGACAUUUACACACUCGACUCUGGCUGAUAUUGGACCAGCAGCGCGCGAAUUUGAAGCUAAUUUAGCUAAAGUAGCUGUCAAUGAGGAGUUGCCCAAAAUCAAUGUGACACUAAUCUGGAAGAACUGUGAACACACAGAGAUGAUUAGUUCUCCCACUAUGUACGUGCCCAUUUAUGGUGAAGUAAAUAUCAUUAGAUAUUUGGGUCGAGUGGGUCCCGUCGAAUAUCGCUAUGAGAACUCACCGCUCUGCAAUGAAAUCGAUGCUGUGCUUGAUAUUUGCUAUCAGCUGCUGCGGUGCACCACGCACAAAAGCCAAGUUGCCAUGGUUCGGCUGCUCGACAAGCGACUAAAUCAGCAACAAUAUUUUGGCGGCAGCGAAAUGUCUGUGGCGGACAUUGGCGUCUAUAGCUCGCUGAUACGCAUGCCUGCCAUUACGGACAAGGAUCUUACACCAGCGCUUCUUGCAUGGCGCAAGCGGGCCAAACUCAUAACUGAAAUCUAAAAUGUUGCAAAAACAGAUGAAAUAAACCGUUAGCAAAAGAAUCUCAGCCACUGUGUCGACUGAGUGUCACAAUCGAUCGAUUAU
Molecule: messenger RNA, 1172 nt
Organism: Drosophila hydei
Lineage: Eukaryota; Metazoa; Arthropoda; Insecta; Diptera; Drosophilidae
Gene: AIMP2
Product: probable aminoacyl tRNA synthase complex-interacting multifunctional protein 2
Exons: 5
Coding region: 99-1088 (329 amino acids)
Cellular component (GO): aminoacyl-tRNA synthetase multienzyme complex
Source: RefSeq, a predicted model, not a curated record